AUGUCUCUCGCUAUUGUCGCGAUGUAUUGUCGGAGUACAAUAAGCGGCUACGAAAGUAACUCUCUAGGCUGUUUGAAGUUGAUCAAGGCACUCUAUGAGCAUCCCGCUGCUGCCAUUGGAGAUGUCGUACAACCACAAGGUACGUCCGGUGCCACUCUAUUACCGCAGAACAAAGUCCCUUCACUCAAGGAGUGCCUAGUAGACAUAUUAGAGGAUUGUAUAACGCCUGAUGUAGCACAGAACAUCUACCUGUCUAUAUGCUGGUGGAGAGACUCCCAAGCUUUUGGAGAGGACACCCCUCUCAUUGAGGCAGCGAUACAUACGAUGAACGCACUCAGAAGAUGUGCUCCAUCAGCUGCGUUGGUGUCGGACUCCUGCGCUCUUGAGUCGGCGAUAGAUCUGGUUCUCUCGGAUGGUUCAGCAGCAGGAGUGCCUCCUGUGGCUGAGCUACGGAAGGCCGAUAGUGAUAUGGACUCUCUGAUGACAGCUUUGGAGACUUUCGUGAGGAGCGGGUCAACACCAGAGCAAAUUGUUGAGGGCAUAAAUGCUGAGCAACUCGAGAAGCUAUGUAGAGCCCAUAUGAGCAUCACCGAGCUGCUUGUCGCUCUAGAUGCGCGGCAUAAGGCUUUGAUGGACAAGUGCCGAGCAUUGAACUUAGAGAUCAACUUUGUGGACAAGUUCUUGCAUAUGAAGGUAGAAGAUGUGUCGUCUUCAUCAAAUUCAGAAGGCACUACGGCUGAUUCUUGA
This is a messenger RNA of Perkinsus marinus ATCC 50983, 747 nucleotides long. RefSeq lists its product as hypothetical. The record is from RefSeq and is a predicted model, not a curated record. The transcript has 9 exons. Lineage: Eukaryota; Perkinsozoa; Perkinsida; Perkinsidae. The coding region runs from base 1 to 747 and encodes 248 amino acids.